Molecule: messenger RNA, 2358 nt
Organism: Necator americanus (New World hookworm)
Lineage: Eukaryota; Metazoa; Nematoda; Chromadorea; Rhabditida; Ancylostomatidae
Exons: 13
Coding region: 1-2358 (785 amino acids)
Source: RefSeq, a predicted model, not a curated record
AUGUCUCGUUUCCUCGUUUUCAACGUUCGAUGCUCAAAUGUCGAAAAUGGCCGAUUCGCUCAUCUUAUGCGCUCUUUCUACGCCUUAGCUAGUAGGAAGUUCAUUAACAAUCUUGCCAACCUAGCUCAGUAUCAGAUUAGAAUCCAGCAAUUCACAAUACCACGCACUCUUCGGUCGACCUUCAAUGGAACGUUUGAACACAGAGAUGGGCAAUGCACCUGCAGUGCACCACCAGAAGAAUGCCCGCGUGGUCCAGCCGGUCCUCCCGGACUGUUAGGAGAUCCUGGUAUGCAUGGACCGCCCGGACGACCAGGACAAAGAGGUUCCGACAUUGUGGUAUAUAUGAGGAAUCUAGCAGUUGACACAUGUAUUAGGUGCCCAGCAGGAAAAACGGGUCCACCUGGGCCAGAAGGUCGCCCUGGGCCGCGAGGCCCUAUUGGAGAGCCUGGAAAAAGUGCGCGUAUACCGCUGGGGGUAGCCGGACCUACGGGUCCCACAGGCGAUCCCGGAGCUUACGGAAAACCUGGAGUUCCCGGCGCUCCUGGGAAACCAGGGAUGUCCGUGGUUGUCAAAGUCGGAUGGAGAGGUCCACCUGGGCCGCCUGGGCCUGAUGGUCCUCCCGGUCCACUGGGUCAACAAGGGGCACCCGCACAACCAGGAGACACAGGACCAAUGGGUAUGCCAGGAGUGCGUGGAAGCCGGGGGGAGACGGGACCAUCUGGGCCCCCUGGACCGCAGGGUAUUCCUGGAAAACCUGGAGUAGGAGGUUAUGAAUGCCGUUGUCAGCAAAUUCCUCGAGCAGAACCUCUGCAGCUGAAUAGCCCUAUGGAAAAAGGGCUUCCAAUAGCAGCAGAUAAGAUUAGUGCUAGACUUAAGAAGGAAACUGAUGAGAAGAGAAAUCCACUAGAAGGGAAACAGAAAAGUGGUACUGUGCGUCUUCUUGGGAUUAAACUAAUUAUGAAGUGCUUACAUUUGGUUCUUCUAACCUUCUACCUGACAACAAGUUUUGCGCAAAAUGAAAGACAUAGGUGUGGUCAUAAUGAAGUGUUCGACGCCUGUGGAUCAGCCUGUGAGGCUACUUGCAGAAACCCUAACCCUCAAGUGUGCACCUUACAAUGCGUGCCAGGAUGUCGUUGUAGGACCGGAUUCUUCAGAAACGAUAGGAACGAGUGCGUGAUGAAUUGCAACACCAGACCUUUCCCUCCUGGAACAACUCGUCCGCCUGCUGCAAGCUGCGCGCAACAACGAUGCCCUCCAGGAACACAUUGUGAGAUGGUGCCGCAACCAUGUUUCCGUCAACCUUGUCCUGCUCCAAUUCCCAGAUGUGUAAAUAAUGCUCCAGCCAGUUGUUCAGAGCUGCAAUGUCCAACGGGGAUGCGCUGUGAGAUGGUGAGAUUGCCGUGUACAAGUCGACCUUGCGCAGAGUUCGGUCCCGUAUGUGCUCCAAAUAGUCCUUCCACAACACAGCGACCGCUUGUACCGUCAGAUUGCUCGCAGGUACGAUGUGCUCCUGGAAUGAAAUGUGUAAUGGUGCAAGAGCCAUGUAGACGUCAACCUUGUCCAGCUCCAGCUCCAAAAUGUCUGGCUGCUGCAGGACCUCCACAAGCAUCGCCAGCCAGCUGCGUCGGGGCCGUUUGCCCUCCUGGAACUCGUUGCGAAAUGGUCGCUCAACCGUGUCAACGUCCUCCGUGUCCAACUCCAGCGCCAAGAUGUGUGAGCAACGGUCAGCACAGAAGCCCUCGUUCUCAGCCAGGAGAUCGUCCGCCGAGUCCAUCAAGACCACCACGACCUUCUCCACCGUCGCCGCCACGACCUUCUCCACCGUCGCCGCCACGACCUUCUCCACCGUCGCCGCCACGGCCUUCUCCACCGUCGCCGCCACGACCUUCUCCACCGUCGCCGCCACGACCUUCUCCACCACCGCCGCCACGACCUUCUCCACCACCGCCACAACGACCUUCUCCACCACCGCCACCACGACCUUCUCCAUCGCUACCACCACGACCUUCUCCACCACCGCCACCACGACCUUCACCAUCGCCACCACUACCACCGCCAACUUGCAACGGUAUACGCUGUCCUCCUGGCUUCUUCUGUCAAGUAAGAAGCCCGCCUUGUCAAAGACCUCCAUGUCAACCUCCCACUGCACAAUGUAUCCGCAAUCAACCUCCCUCGAUUCUGUGCUCGGAAAAUGAGUUAUGGAGGAACUGCUCAAGCAAAUGCGAGCCCACCUGCGACAACAGAAAUCCUAGAUGCAGUAGUGUGUGUGGUCCUCCGAAGUGUCAAUGUGAUCGCGGUUUCUUCCGUAAUCGAUCAGGGCGAUGCGUUCGUCCUUCGGAAUGUCCACGACGCCAUUAG